AUGCCCGCUACUCCUUCCACAUUUACGAUCCGCCUCCUGCGGCACCUCGUCCACCGCCAAUUCCCCUCCAUUGCCUCAAAACCCGUCCACCCUGCUCUCCAACUCCGCGCCUGCAAGAGUAGCUCUCCACUGGCCACGCUGCUCCACCAAAAGCCCCAGAUCGCACACUUCUCCAGCACAUCCCUCCCACAGGCAACAUACAAUCAAGUCCGACGCGGAUGUCGCAAGGAGCAACAAGCGCGCAAGCCGCGCUCCCCGGCUCUUGUCAACCGCCCGGAAAUGAAAGGCGUGUGUCUCAAAACGGGUAUCACGAAACCCAAGAAGCCCAAUUCCGGAGAACGAAAGAUUGCAAGAAUUAGACUGAGCAGUGGUAGAGUGGUGACUGCAUAUAUUCCCGGCGAAGGACAUAAUAUCCAACAGCAUAGCGUGGUUUUAGUUCGGGGAGGGAGAGCACAAGAUUGCCCUGGUGUGAGAUAUCAUGUUGUCCGUGGAGCUUUAGAUCUUAGCGGUGUUGGUGGCCGCAUAACCAGCAGAUCAAAAUAUGGAACGAAGAAGCCGAAGUCUGGCUAG
This is a messenger RNA of Coccidioides posadasii C735 delta SOWgp, 570 nucleotides long. RefSeq names its product mitochondrial 37S ribosomal protein uS12m. The record is from RefSeq and is a predicted model, not a curated record. Gene Ontology annotation, molecular function: structural constituent of ribosome. Gene Ontology annotation, biological process: translation. Lineage: Eukaryota; Fungi; Ascomycota; Eurotiomycetes; Onygenales; Onygenaceae. Gene Ontology annotation, cellular component: ribosome; small ribosomal subunit.